Phytophthora nicotianae INRA-310 is the source of this 4118-nucleotide messenger RNA. RefSeq names its product ULK/FUSED protein kinase. Bases 45 to 4010 code for a protein of 1321 amino acids. Lineage: Eukaryota; Oomycota; Peronosporomycetes; Peronosporales; Peronosporaceae. The record is from RefSeq and is a predicted model, not a curated record. Gene Ontology annotation, cellular component: cytoplasm. Gene Ontology annotation, biological process: protein phosphorylation. The transcript has 2 exons. Gene Ontology annotation, molecular function: protein kinase activity; ATP binding.
GUUUUUUUCAUCGAAAGUUCUACAAGUUCGUAGUUUUUUUUAUCAUGGAGAACUACCACAUCUUGGAGCGUAUCGGCGAAGGGUCUUUCGGGAAGGUCUACCGGGGCCGUCGCAAGUACUCGGGGCUCAUCGUCGCGCUCAAAUUCGUGACGAAGCAGGGCAAAAGCGCGCGAGAUCUCGAGAAUCUCCGCCAGGAAAUCAAUAUCCUCCGACGACUGAAUCAUUGCAACAUCAUUGCAAUGAUGGACUCGUUCGAGACGGAAGGGGAGUUCUGUAUGGUGACGGAAUACGCUCAGGGAGAGCUGUUCCAGGUCCUGGAGGACGAGCACAGUCUGCCUGAAGAAGAGAUCAGGAAGAUCGCCAUUCAACUCAUUCAAGCUCUUCAUGUUCUGCACUCGAACCGCAUUAUCCAUCGAGAUAUGAAGCCCCAGAACAUCCUCAUUGGCUCCAAGCAGCAGAUCAAGCUGUGCGACUUCGGCUUCGCCCGUGCCAUUGCACACGAUACGAGUCUGUUGAGGUCGAUCAAGGGCACGCCACUGUAUAUGGCUCCAGAACUAGUGCAAGAAAAGCCGUACAAUUACACAGUAGAUCUGUGGUCUCUAGGUGUGAUUUUGUACGAACUUGCAACAGGGAGACCCCCGUUCUACACAGACCGGAUAGUGUCGCUGAUCCAGAUGAUCGUACGCGACGAUGUCAAGUAUCCGUCCACAAUGUCUGCGGAUUUCCAGAGUUUUCUCAAGGGAUUAUUGAACAAAGAUCCCGCUCAGAGACUCAAGUGGCCUGAGAUCUUGAAACAUCCGUUCAUACAGGAAACACCUGAACAACUCGAGACCCGCCUUCAGCUCGAGCGACAAGUCCGUACUUUACCACGAUUCUUCCAGGAAAACGAGCUGCAUCAGCCUCCAGCAGACGAAAAUGAGGAGAAGGUGAAGCCGAGCGUGGAGCGUCUGCGUUCCUGUGACGAGUGGAAGAUAUGCGACCCAGAAACCGGUCGACAGCUGUCUAAACCGGAGAUUCCUGUUGAAAACACCACGGAAACGGAAGAUCUAAGUAACAAUCGUGAGCCUUCUUCACCCCCGGAACCUGCUAAACCGGUUCAUUCCGUGGCUCUGGAAAAUUUUCUCGUUGUUUGGGAUCGCGUCAGUCGAGAAAUGGACGUGAAACACGUGGAUGCAGAGCUUAUGAGCUCUCCGCUGUUCGCCAAUGCUGUCGAUCUGCUAUCGUCGAUUCCUACUCAUGAGUUCUCCAAUGAUAUUUUGUCAAAAAUCGGGUCUUUGCUCCAAUUGUUGUACCGAUCUUUGGUGCUGCAACUGAAGAAUUCCGACCAACUAACAGAAUUUGGCAGCUUGAUGCAGUCAAAAGACAAUAUCCACCGCUUUCUGACUCACGUAGUGGAGAUUAACGGGGCGCUAGAAUCCGACCAGGAACAAAUGAGUGACGUGAUUUACAAAUGUGUGCGAUGCUGCAUGAUCUGUACGACGAUCGUCAACUCUAUCGAUUCUGGAACCGAUUUAGAACAACUAGAUUACCGCGAGUUCUGCAAAAGUGACGUAGACGUGAUAUCUCUGGUGUUAACGUGCAAGGACGAAGUUGUGGCUGCUUCUCACUCGAAAGCUCUGAAAUGGCUCGGAUCAAUGAUCGAUCGAUCUCAAAAUCUCACAACAUUACUCGAGGUAGUGUACCCGUCUGGAGUGAUCCAAACCCUGUGCAAAAUCCUGCAUACCUCGGGUGUUUCACGGUCUCCUGGAGGCAGAAUCUCUAAAAGCGGUCGAGAUUUGGGUCUCUAUUCUGUGUUCGCAUUGGCUGCUUUCGUUCAGCCUGAUGCGAAGUGCUGGAGUCCUCUGCAGCCUUUCCCUGUACUGAGUUUAGUUCGUGACGAUAACGUGCCGAUGGAGAGCUCCAAUGUAAGACCCCUAUACAAACUGCGUGUUAAAGUCCACUCGGAAGUUGGCUCGCAGCUUCUUAGCAGUGGCGUCGGCGAACUGAUCGCUUUGCUCGGGGAUGAAAUUAGCGAACGCGUGCGACUGAAACAAAGCGAAGCCGAUGACGAAGAUAUUGGAGAAGAAGACGCAGACCAGUCCACUAUCUGUUGCAUUCUAAAGAUUCUCAUGCACUCGUGUCGGUCCUCUGCACCUCUCUCGAAGAAACUUACAGUCACGAAAAUUGUGUUCCAGAAACACCGCGACACAGAUAUUUUCACUAUUCUGCUCUGGGGGUUUUCAUCCGGAUGUUUACACCAGAUUGAGCAGUACUUUGCAACGGAAUUACUGUCGGUUAUCCUGCGUCGCGGUGUGCUUCCAAAGCGGCAAAUAUGGCGAUGCGCACAGACUUUGUUCCCAGUGCUUCACGCAGCGAACGACACGGCGUUGUUGAGUGCAUUGAGCACGUUUUUCGCUGAAAUCGUCGAAUCUUGCAACAUUGACGAGUCUGCACUUGGCAACAAUGACCCUGAUAAAUUAGAACCGAUGGAUAAGGAGCUGUGGAACCUGCUAGUCCAUGGAGCGCUCCCUUCGAAAUGUUCUGAUGCGGUUUUUCGAUUAUUCAGCAAUAAUUCCCCCGAGGAAGAUAGUAAAGCGCAGAUGCUCACAAGUUAUAAUAUUCGAGCACAGGGACUGCUGGACAGUGGAAUUGUAUUCUUACUGAGAGUGGCGUCGAAGGCUGCUCCAUUGCGAGAUGGAGCGACUCGAUCCGAUGAGAUGAAUAUGUUCAUGUCGGUUUUCCAACAUGAUCAAGCUUGGGAGGUGUUCGACGAAAUGAUGGCAACUGGCGGUGGAGAUCUCCUCUCGCCUUGGGGAUUGUUUUGCUUUCUCAAAUUAUUGCGUAUUGUGCGUGAAAUGCAAUGCAACGAGCCACAAAUGGAAAUCGCGGUCAACGAACAUCUUUUGCUGCAUUUGGUGAAUUUACUCGAGUUGAAACACAUUGAGUACCUUUUCCAGUGGCCAGAGAUCGUUGGAGGGGGCACCAAUGCCGUCAAGGCGCUUGUACAUGCCACUGUGAAGGUUUUGGGCAUUCCAUUUGCACACAGUGUAUCGGAGGAGCUCCUUGUGGAUACACAAGAAAUCCUGUACGAUGCCAAGUGCGUACAGAAACUGCUCGGGGUGCUCCGGUUCGUGUUCUCGACGAAAGAGCUGCAACUCGAGGCGUCAGUGCUAGAGCUACCGAUCAGCUUUUUGUCUCGACUCGUGACAAGUUCGACGCAUUUUGGGUCACAAUUUGUGGAAGCGGACGGAAUGCUGGUCAUUAAAGAGUGUGGGAUGUUGAGUGGCAACUGUUCACCCUCUUUAAUCAUCGACACACUCUUAAUAGUGAGUCAACUGGCACGCAGUUCCCAGAACAAUUACGACUGCAUUCUAAAAGCGGAUCUUUUAUCAGAGUUCUUCGAACUAACGCAGCACUCAGAGGCAAUGGUGCGUGCAAAGGCGUUGAACUGUAUCGGGAAUUUGUGCCGACACUCGACACUGUUCUAUGAUCAGUUCGUAACGCCACUAAACGGAAAAGCGUCAAACACGGUUCUGGCUGGAAUGAUCCGAGGGCUAUCCGACCCCGACAACUACGUUCGACGUUUCGCGUGUUUUGCCAUUGGCAAUGCAGCUUUCCACACUGGGGAAUUGUAUGACGCACUUCGUCCGGCGAUUCCUCUUUUGGUGCAGAACCUUCAUAAUGACGAGGAUAAAACACGCUCGAAUGCUGGAGGAGCACUCGGAAAUCUCGUUCGAAACUCGGACGAGCUAUGCGAGGCGCUCUGUAGUCACCAAGCCCCAUGGGAACUCUUCGAAUUGGCCAUGACGGAAACUAGCACGGCCUCGCGCCGCAUUGUGCUAUUUUCUCUUGGUAACUUUUGUGUGUAUCCUGAAUGCUUCAACUUCCUUGUUGAAGCGGAACCGGGAUUCGUUGAAGAACUGGAGCAUCUGUACGACGAAGUGGUCGCUGACGAGGUAUCUCGGCGAAACAUCCGCCGCAUCCUCGCAAAGAUCGAAGAGCUGGAUUAUGAAGAAGGGCAGGAAUUUUAAGAAUAAGGUGUUUUUUUUUACAUACAAGGUACUUAUUAUUAACGUAAAUAGUAGUACUUCGAAGUAGUAGAUAAGUAUUUGCUUAGUAAAUAUUAAAGGAACGACGAU